Messenger RNA from Chilo suppressalis (striped riceborer), 726 nucleotides. Lineage: Eukaryota; Metazoa; Arthropoda; Insecta; Lepidoptera; Crambidae. The record is from the annotation of a GenBank genome assembly.
AUGACAAGAGCGCAACUGAAAAAGACAAUGACUGUUGCGAAAAAACAAUGCGUGCCGAAGAUCGGAGUCUCUGAAGACAAAAUAAAUAAAAUUGAGGAAGGCGUGUUCAUAGAAGACCCGAAGGUGAUGUGUUUUAUCGCCUGCGUGUAUAAGUCGCUACAAGUGUUCUUCGGGCACAUUACUCGUAAUGAGAACUCCAUGGAACGGUUGGUGGUGCAAGGAAAAGUUGAGGCAAAAGGUCUCGCGGACGCUCUCCGACAAGGUGGACAGACCUUAUUAAAUCGGCGACGCACUCUACGUAAGGCCGAGCCUCCACCAAAGCAGAUAUGUGUGCUGUGUGCUGUGCGAGAAGAGAUGUUUUUCAGCUCGGGGGACUCCACCAAAGCGGAGAUGUGUGCGCUCACAUCUCCGCUUCCAUCGCGGUAUACAAAUCUCGCAGCGAUCUCCAUUGAAGCUGAGCGGAGGGGAGAUGUGUCAAUAACACAAUUCUAUUGGUGGUUAAAAAAACAUCUCCUCUCCGCUCGUCUCGUCUCCAUUUUGGUGGAGUCCCGGCCUAAACGAUUGCUCUCGCUCUGCAAAACAUCGAGCUGCAUGGCGACGCAUCGCGUUUGCAUUAGUGGCACAGGGAUCGACCGAGACAUGACCACUCUGUCAAGAGUGCACGACUGGGAAGAAGUUACGCCGUGUUUUGUACAUAUCAAUCAACUGCCAUUUGUCGUUCGAUGA